This is a messenger RNA of Columba livia (rock pigeon), 4645 nucleotides long. It is a transcript of the gene ADCY3, whose product is annotated as adenylate cyclase 3. Gene Ontology annotation, cellular component: plasma membrane. Gene Ontology annotation, biological process: cAMP biosynthetic process; adenylate cyclase-activating G protein-coupled receptor signaling pathway; intracellular signal transduction. Gene Ontology annotation, molecular function: adenylate cyclase activity. The coding region runs from base 475 to 3843 and encodes 1122 amino acids. NCBI's taxonomy places the organism in Eukaryota, Metazoa, Chordata, Aves, Columbiformes, Columbidae. The record is from RefSeq and is a predicted model, not a curated record. The transcript has 21 exons.
GCAGCACUGGGACCGAGGGAGUGGCGCCAAACCAGCCGCCGGCACCGAGAGGGUUACAGGGGGCGGAGACGCUCCGGGACGCGCCGGUACCGGCACAGCCGGCGGUGGGUGCCCGGCCCCGGGGAAGCCCUGCCCGCUCCAUCCCCCCGCCACCCCCGGAGCCGCUGCCAUGGCCCCGGAGCCGCCGCUGCUUCAGCCCCGGCCACGGGGAGGCGGCGGGGGCGGCGGGACAGGGCGGCCCCGGCCGUAGGGAGCGGGGGAGGCGCUCCGGGCACCGGAGGAUGCUGCCGGCGACCGGGGGAGGCGAAACGCAUCGUUCCCCGGGCUGCGACAGCCGGAUUUGGGGUUACGGCUGCGGGAGAAGGGGAGAGGCCUCGCGGUUCCAGGGGGAUGCUGUGGGUGAUGCCCCGCUGAGCAUCGGGACGCGGGGGACCGCGGCGUUUCUGCAGCGCCGGAGCAGGGACAGGUGCCGCGAUGCCCAGGAACAGGGAUUUUUCGGAGCCCGAGUGCUCGGCCGAGUACUCCGCCGACUACUCGGUGAGCCUGCCGUCGGACCCCGAGCACGGCGUGGGUCGGACCCACGAGGUGACGGUGCGCAGCUCGGGCCCCUGCCUCUGCCUGCCUCGCUUCAUGCGCCUCACCUUCGCUCCCGAGUCUCUGGAGAACCUCUACCAGACUUAUUUCCGCCGUCAACGCCACGAAACCCUCCUGGUGCUGGUGGUCUUCGCCGCCCUCUUCGACUGCUACGUCCUCAUCAUGUGCGCCGUGGUUUACAGCGCUGAUAAACUGGCCCCGGUGCUGGCGGCGGUGGCCGGGCUGGUCGCCCACGUCUUGCUCUUCAUCCUCUGCAAGUACCGGCUGCUCCCCGAGCGGGUGACCCGCAGGUUCCUGCCUUAUGUCCUCUGGGUCCUCAUCUUGGCCCAAAUCUUCUGCUACUUGGGGCUCAACUUCUCCCGCUCGCCCGAGGCCAGCGACACGGUGGGUUGGCAAGCGUUCUUCGUCUUCUCCUUCUUCAUCACCCUGCCGCUGCGCCUGGCGCCCAUCGUGCUCAUCACCGCCGUCUCUUGCGGCAUCCACACGCUGGUGCUCGGUGUCACUGUCGCCCAGCAGCAGCAGGACGCCCUGGACGAGGGGACGCUGCUGAGACAGAUCCUGUCCAACGUUGCCAUCUACCUUUGUGCCAUCACGGUGGGCACCAUGUCCUACUACAUGGCGGACCGCAAGCACCGCAAAGCCUUCCUGGAGGCGCGCCAGUCCCUGGAGGUGAAGCUCAACCUGGAGGAGCAGAGCCAGCAGCAGGAGCGGCUGAUGCUCUCCAUCCUGCCCAAGCACGUGGCCGACGAGAUGCUGAAGGACAUGAAGAAAGACCCGAGCCAGAAGGAGAUGCAACAGUUCAACACCAUGUACAUGUACCGCCACGAGAACGUCAGCAUCCUCUUCGCCGACAUCGUGGGCUUCACCCAGCUCUCCUCGUCCUGCAGCGCCCAGGAGCUGGUGAAGCUCCUCAACGAGCUCUUCGCCCGCUUCGACAAGUUGGCAGCUAAACACCACCAGCUGCGCAUCAAGAUCCUGGGUGACUGUUACUACUGCAUCUGCGGGCUGCCCGAGUACCGGGAGGACCACGCCGUCUGCUCCAUCAUGAUGGGCUUGGCCAUGGUGGAGGCCAUCUCCUACGUGCGGGAGAAGACCAAGACGGCGGUGGACAUGCGGGUGGGGGUGCACAGCGGGACGGUGCUGGGGGGGGUGCUGGGCCAGAAGCGCUGGCAGUACGACGUGUGGUCCACCGAUGUCACCGUGGCCAACAAGAUGGAGGCAGGUGGCAUCCCCGGGCGGGUGCACAUCUCGCAGAGCACCAUGGAUUGCCUGAAGGGCGAGUUUGAGGUGGAACCGGGAGAAGGUGGCACCCGCUGUGAGUACCUGAAGGAGAAGGGCAUCGUCACCUACCUCGUGGUGGUCCCCAAGCAGCCCCUGCGCAACGGCAUCAACGGCGUGAAGCUGUCGCUGACCUCUUCCCAUGGUGGUUCCCCACCGUUGGUCAACACCAAGGAACUCAACGGCAGCCUCAGCCCUGAGGAGUCCGAGGAGCCUGAUGCCAGGGUGAGGGGCACCCUGGAGAGCGGGGAGGAGGAUGGCGAGGCGGUGAACCCCUCCUUCCCCAACCCUCGGCGGCGGCUGCGCCUGCGGGACCUGGCCGAGCGGGUGAUGGACGCCUCACAGAACGAGCAGGAGCUCAACAAGCUACUCAACGAAGCUUUGCUGGAGCGCGAGUCCAUCCAGGCGCUGAAGGGGAAGAGCACCUUCCGGCUCUCCAUGCGCUUCAUUGACCCCGAAAUGGAGACGCGCUACUCAGUGGAGAAGGAGAAGCAGAGCGGAGCUGCCUUCAGCUGCUCUUGCGUUGUCCUUUUCUUCACCGCCUUGGUGGAGGUCUUCAUCGACCCCUGGUUGGUGGCCAACUACGUGACCUUUGUGGUGGGGGAGGUCCUACUGCUCAUCCUCACCCUCUGCUCCUUGGCUGCCAUCUUCCCCCGGGUCUUCCCCAAAAAACUCGUGGCCUUCUCCACCUGGAUUGACAGAACCCGCUGGGCACGCAACACCUGGGCCAUGGCCGCCAUCGUCAUCGUCACCAUGGCCGACAUUGUGGACAUGCUCAGCUGCUGGCAGGACCAUGGUGGGACAAGCAACAUGACGAUGGGGCCACCGUGGCCAGGUGGCUGCAGGGAGCAGCCCAAGUACUACAGCUACAUUGCGCUGCUGGCCUUGGUGGCCACCAUCAUGCUGGUGCAGGUCAGCCACAUGGUCAAGCUGACCCUCAUGGUGCUCAUCACCGGGGCCACUGGCACCGUCAACAUCUACGCCUGGGAGUAUAUCUUUGACCAGUACGACCGCCGCCGCGGCCAGCAAAGCGUGUCCUCACUGGUCCCCUCCAAGUACUCCAUGACGGCGAUGAUCUUCAUCGUGAUGCUCAGCUUCUACUACUUCUCUCGCCAUGUGGAGAAGCUGGCCAGGACCCUCUUCCUCUGGAAGAUCGAUGUCCACGACCAGAAGGAGCGGGUCUACGAGAUGCGGCGCUGGAAUGAGGCCCUUGUCACCAACAUGCUGCCCGAGCACGUGGCCCGGCACUUCCUGGGCUCCAAGAAGCGGGAUGAGGAGCUGUACAGCCAGUCCUACGAUGAGAUCGGUGUCAUGUUCGCUUCCCUCCCCAACUUUGCCGACUUCUACACAGAGGAGAGCAUCAACAACGGGGGCAUCGAGUGCCUGCGGUUCCUCAACGAGAUCAUCUCCGACUUCGAUGCGCUCCUGGAUGAACCCCAGUUCCGGUGCAUCACCAAAAUCAAAACCAUCGGCAGCACCUACAUGGCCGCUUCUGGAGUGACCCCCGAUGCCAACACCAAUGGCUACAGCACCAAGAAGGAGACCCUCUCGGAUAAGGAGCGCUGGCAGCACUUGGCCGACCUCGCCGACUUCGCCUUGGCCAUGAAGGUGACGCUGAUGAACAUCAACUACCAGUCCUUCAACAACUUCAUGCUCCGCAUAGGCAUGAACAAGGGGGCCGUGCUGGCGGGUGUCAUCGGCGCCCGCAAGCCGCACUACGACAUCUGGGGCAACACGGUGAACGUGGCCAGCAGGAUGGAGUCCACCGGUGUGAUGGGGAACAUACAGGUGGUGGAGGAGACUCACCUCAUCCUGAAGGAAUACGGGUUCCGCUUCGUGCGCCGGGGAGCCAUCUACGUCAAGGGCAAAGGGGAGCUGCUCACCUUCUUCCUGAAGGGCCGGGAGAAGCAGGGCUCCUUCCUCAACGGCUCCUCCGUCACCCUGCCCCACCAGGUGGUGGACAGCUCCUGAGUGAGGGUCCCGUGCCCACCCGCCACCACCUCCUGGCACCGAGCCGGAGGGACAUACGGCAGCGGGGAACGUCCAUCCCACCGCAGUCCAGACCUGAAACCAAACUGGAGACACCAACCCCUUCGCAUGCCGGAGGUUUCUCCUGGGGGAUUCGCUCCGUCGCAGGAGGGGGACAUGAGGCCACCCUGGUGGGAUCCUCCGAACGGUCACGCUCACGCACAAGCUCGCAGACAUGGGGCUGGGGACAUGUUGCCUGUCCCCGGGUGUCCCAGGCUUCACCAGGCAAGUGGUGACACCAUUGAGGGGACAGCACGGACAUUAAAGUAGCAUCAUGGACCGGCCCCGGCCACCAUGCGCUCGGCAUGAGGAGAUCCAAACUCAGGGCCGGCUGGGAAGCCACCACAUCGCUCCUGCGUGCCAGGAGCUCCGAAGCAGGAGCAUCAUCCGGGGUCUUGCUGUUGGUAUCAAGUUCAUCCUCGUCACAAAGCACCGUAGGUAAAGCGGGGAGAUGGAGAGUGCAGCGCCGCCUCGGAAGAAAAAAAGAACCAAUAUUGUGUAUUUCAGAUAUAUAAAUAUAUAUAAUAUAAGAUAGAGAUGGACAUUUAUAUUUUUAACUGUGCCUGUUCCCUCCCCGCGCUCGUCUGGACGCUGCUGUCACUUACUGUCACUUGAUGGAGGAGCAGGGACCGGCCCAGGAGCGGACGGGGGUGUAAAACCCGAUGGCGCCAGGGCCUGGGGGAGGCUGGAACCCUCAGAGUGUAAUUAUGCCGCUAAUUUCUUGAAUAGAAGCAGCUGAAUUUCA